Messenger RNA from Drosophila arizonae, 1149 nucleotides. RefSeq names its product mitochondrial ribosomal protein S5 (gene mRpS5). Gene Ontology annotation, molecular function: structural constituent of ribosome; RNA binding. Lineage: Eukaryota; Metazoa; Arthropoda; Insecta; Diptera; Drosophilidae. Gene Ontology annotation, biological process: translation. Gene Ontology annotation, cellular component: ribosome. The record is from RefSeq and is a predicted model, not a curated record.
AUGUCGAAAUACAAAUCAUCCUAUUCCUACUUCAAAUUAUCGGGAUUCUACUUACCUGCCGAAGAUAUCUGGCGUGGGGUGACAGCAGUAAGCAACGCUGGAAAGAAAAGAGGUCGUGGAAAAGGAACUGGAAAAAAAGUUGCAAAGGAUUUGAACAGAGGCCAAACAAUCGGGCUCGGCAAAAAAAAUUUCAUUUGGCCUGGUCUUAAUGCACCAAUUAUACGAGGAAACGAAAUUACGCAUCAACAAAAACAAUUUGAAAACAUGGAUAGAGAAAACAGCAUCAUUAGUUUGCGUGACUCAAUGGGAAAUUUCAAACUCAUGAAAUUAAAUCCAAUAGAUCGAGGUUGGUCGGGAACAAAAAUGCCAGGUCGUAGCAUUGGGCCACCAGAUGCAGUUGGAGAAGAGAAUUUUAAGUUAUUCGAUACGCGUGUAUUAGAGAAUAAAAUAGUAUUUAUAAUGAAAGGCAAUAUGGGGAGAAAAAGACGAUACUCUGUUCUAUCUGUCACAGGAAAUAAAAAUGGAUUAGCUGGAUUCGCAACAGCUAAAGCGCCUGAAGUUCGAACCGCCCUGCGGAAAUCAAGAAAUCGUUCGGGACAGAAACUUAUUAGCAUUGACCUUUAUGAAAAUAGAACUAUUAAUCAUGAUUUUUAUACUGCCUUUGGUAAAACUAAAAUUUUUGUAUUUAAAAAACCGGAAGGGUAUGGUUUAGUAUGUCACAGGGCAAUACAAACGAUUUGCAAAGUUAUAGGGAUACAGGACCUAUAUGCAAAAAUUGAAGGCUCAACAAAUCUUCAGCACAUUGUGAAAGCAUUUUUUAUCGGGCUCAUGCGACAGAAAUCAUAUAACGAUAUAGCGAAUGAAACUAAAUUGCAUGUUGUUGAACGUCAAAUGGCAAAGAAUGGAUUUACAGAAAUUAAAGCAAGUCCCGUCCAAGAUUUACAGAUUUCCGAGAAUAAUCGAUUUAUCGAUUUUAUGCAGUUCACUUUGGGAAAUAAAAUUGUAUUAAGGAAAAAAAAAAUACCCCCUUAUUAUGUAAACUCUAAAGGUCAUCAUUUAUUUGAAUGUAAAGCAGAACGAUUUAGAAAUCAAUCAAAUGUUCGCUUGCACAAAUUGGUAAAUUGUUAUAUGUAAACAUAAUAAAACGUU